AUGCUUGAAACGGCAAGAACUGAGCUAAAAAGACAACUUGAAGAGUGUAAAAGGGUUAAUGGUGAAUAUGUUCUGCUACUUGAUGCUGAGACAGCUGGUGAUGAGAUAGCUUGGUUCACGAGUCUCCAAAAGAUUUAUUCGCAAAUAUCUAAAAAAAUCGGCGACGUUAUUCAACGGAAAAGUGAUACCAAAGGUAAAGCAAUGAGAGGAAGCACAAUGAAACUAGAAAGAAUGAAAUUACCCCAAUUCAGUGGAAAUAUUCGAGACUACCCUCGUUUUCGAUCAGAUUUUGAAAAACAAAUCCUACCAGAGUUGGAAUCUGGAAAAGUUGCAUAUGUCCUCAAAUCGUGUCUCGAAGGUGAAGCAUUUGAUGCCAUCUACAACUUAGAUGAUGAUGUAACGAAAAUGUGGAAGCGAUUAGAUGAGAAAUAUGGUCUGCCAUCAAAAUUAGUCGAUGUUGUCGUAUAUGAUAUUAAGAAUAUAAAGCACUUACAGGAAGGAGAUGAUCAAUCAUUUCUAGAGCUUAUAAAUACGGUUGAGAAAGGCUAUCAAUAUCUAGCCAGAAUCAAUAUGGAAUCUGAAGUAUCCAAUAGUGGAACAGUCAGUUUAAUCGAAGAACGAUUGCCUCGUGACAUUAAGCGGGAAUGGUCUAGAGAAGUCAACAGAUCAACCAGCAAAGUAGAAUAG
This is a messenger RNA of Paramuricea clavata, 687 nucleotides long. Lineage: Eukaryota; Metazoa; Cnidaria; Anthozoa; Malacalcyonacea; Plexauridae. The record is from the annotation of a GenBank genome assembly.